AUGGAUUCUCACUCUCUUUAUAAUUCUCCUUUCCCAACUCACUUACGAAGCCCUACUUUAUUGAAUACAUUCAAAUCUUCCAAAAUGUCCAAUUCUCUCAAAACUAUCAACUCUCUCAAAUCCAGUACCUAUGAAGAAACAAAACAUCUACGUGGUGUUGCUAGAUCGUCCCCAGAAUUAGAAACUGAUUAUAUAGCUAUUGAAAAUAGUUUAACAAGAAUUUUAGCAUUGACAUUAGGUUGCAAAGAUCAUAUUAAAAUUAUUGCCGAAAUCAAACUUCUCAUUAAAGUACAUAGAGGACUGCUUUCGAUAGCCAAAGAUAGUCGAGAAAAAUUAAAUGAUACCGCAAAAAAAUUCAAAGAUUUAAUUGAAAAUGAAAAAUUAAAGAAAAAAGAUAAUUGGAAUCCGAGAACUUUAGCAAAAGUGAAAGCAAUUGGAAAAUGGAUGAAAAUUAAAAAUAAAAAUGAAGAAAGUGAAGAAUUAGAGAACCAAAUCAUAGAUUGUAAAGAGCCAAUAAAAAGAGGAAAGAUUACCCGUAAAUGGCAUAAAAAAGACAAAAUCUUUAUCGCUGUUAAAGAGGUAGAAAUUUUAAAAGAAGACAGCAUUUUGAAGUUAAAAAAAGAAAUCAAAUACCUUUUAAAUAUUUCCAAAGGUUGCGAAUACAUUCUUCCUUGUAAACCAAAUUUAAUGUGGCAUAGAAAAAUUUCAAUUGCACGUAACAUUGCUAUGGCUUUAAACCAUGUUCAUAAACAAAAAGAACUUCAUUAUGAAGUUACAAGCAAGAAUAUAUUGUUAACAGAAGACCUAGUCCCAAUGCUUUAUAAUUUCCGUGAAGUAACAUAUAAUCCGGUCUUAACGAAAUAUUAUGGAAAUACUCCAAAGUCCAGAUGGUCGGCUCCAGAAAUAUUUAAAGGUGUAGAUUAUACGGAAAAAUGUGAAGUUUAUAGUUUUGCCAUUAUUCUCUGGGAAUUAGCUACCGAAGAAAUUCCCUUUAAAAAUGUUCCUGAUACAAGUAUAUGGGUACAAGUAUUAAGAAGUAAGCGUCCCGAACCAGAAAAAUUAGUUGGAGCUCCUAUAAAAUAUCAGAAAAUUAUGGAAAAAGGAUGGAGUCAAGAUCCAAAAAAUCGUCCAACUAUGGCUGAAAUGUUUGAGUAUUUAGACGAGUUGGAUAAUAAUUUUCAUCAUACCAAGAUAGAAACUGAUUCUGAUCGAUCGGAUUAUUCAAGUCAGACGGGUGAUUCGAAUCGAACUAGUGUAGAUGAAGCUAAUAAUCAGACCGUUAUAACUCAAUCCGACGAAUGUAGUGAAUCCGACGAAUAUAGUGAGUUAGGUGAAUCCGACGAAUAUAAUGAGUUGGAUGAGUCUUACGAUUCUGAGGAUUCUUAUGAUUCUUUUCGUUCUUUCGAAAAUUUGGAUAUUACAAAAGAUACCGCCGAUGAUUUUUCCGCAAAAGAUACCAACAAUGAUUUCUUGGAACCUGAAGAAACUAUUGAAACCAUUGAAUCUAACGAAACCAUUGAAUCUAACGAAACCAUUGAAUCUAACGAAACCAUUGAAUCUAACGAAACUAUUGAAUCUAACGAAACAAUCGAAUCUAACGAAACAAUCGAAUAUAACGAAACAAUCGAAUCUAACGAAACAAUCGAAUCUAACGAAACAAUAGAAUUUAACAAAACCAGUGAAUCUAACGAAACAAUAGAAUUUAACGAAACCAGUGAAUCUAACGAAACAAUCGAAUUUAACGAAAUCAGUGAAUCUGAUGAAACAAUUGAAUUCAAUGAAUCCAACAGAUCUAUCGAAUCUGUUGAAUUUGAUGAAUCUAAUAAAUCCAAUAAAUCCAAUGAAUUUAUCGAGUCUGUUGAAUCUAAUGAAAUAAUUGAGUCCAAUGAAACGAUUGAAUCCUCUAAAUUCGAUGAAUAUAGUGAAUCCAAUAAAUCCACUGAAUCAAAUGAAACAAUUGAAUCCGAUGAACCCGACAAAUGCAUUGAAUUGAAUGUAGCCAUUAUAUUCAAGGAAAAAUCUAAAGAUUCAGCAGUUUUAACAACUAAUCCCCAGAAAACAGAAUACUUUACUCGAUCUGCAAUUGGACCAACAACUGAUUAUCUCUCACCAGCUGCAAUGACAUCUUCAUCCUUUGUGAACGAAUUAAGUACCAAUAUUGAUAGUUUACAAGGAAUUUUUAAUAAAAUUAAAACAAUGGGAAGAAAGAGUUCUUUGAAUUUUGAAGAAGCUAUCAAAUAUCAUAACAGAAAACAAUAUAAAAAAGCAUGGAAUAUUUUCAAAGCUUACAGUAAAGUUGAAAAUCUACCAGUAUACAAUUUCUGGGUGGGAUAUUAUUAUUUCAAAGGUUUUUAUAAAGGACUUAACGGAAAACCUAAUCCUAAACUUAGCGUGAAAUAUUUAUACAAAGCAGCUAAAGAAGAUCAUCCAGAUGGACAAUUUUGGUAUGCCAAACUUAUAUUAGAUAAAGGCUUAGCGGCGGAAGAACAUUCGAAAAAACGAUUUUAUUUUGCUAUUGAGUAUUUACGUAAAGCAGUAAGUCAUAAUCAUUCACAAGCGAUGAUACUCUUGGGAAAAAUCAUUUCUCGAGGUCAAUAUGGUGUACGUGCUGAUUCUGAGAAAGGAAAAGCAUUGAGGAAAAAAGUUGAGACAAGCAAUUUAAAGAAUACCAGACCUAGAGCUAGUCAAUAG
Diversispora eburnea is the source of this 2691-nucleotide messenger RNA. NCBI's taxonomy places the organism in Eukaryota, Fungi, Glomeromycota, Glomeromycetes, Diversisporales, Diversisporaceae. The record is from the annotation of a GenBank genome assembly.